Messenger RNA from Notodromas monacha, 4245 nucleotides. The record is from the annotation of a GenBank genome assembly. NCBI's taxonomy places the organism in Eukaryota, Metazoa, Arthropoda, Ostracoda, Podocopida, Cyprididae.
AGUGUUCUGUUGAUUCGCAGGUGCACAUUGAUGAGGGUUUCAAUUGCAUGGAAAGUGUUGAGACGCGUUAAUGGGUGCAGGUUGUUUUCUGAUUCCGCGAAAAUGUCAAGUGUCAAGUUUUUGUCUCAAAAUGAGGCUAUCGAAGUGGACGAAGAGUUGUUCUCUACGUAUGGUUUCAGUGUGGAUCAGUUGAUGGAGCUUGCAGGUCUAAGUUGUGCCACAGCUAUUGCAGAAGCGUAUCCUGAUGCAGAGAACUUCCUCAUUUGCGCUGGUCCUGGAAACAACGGAGGCGACGGUUUAGUUGCUGCUCGUCAUUUGGCGUUAUUCGGCAGAAAAUCCUCGAUUUAUUACCCGAAGCAACCCAACACCGCCUUGUUCCAACGCCUGCGAACCCAGUGUGAAAAGAUGGAUCUUCGCUUUCUGGACAACUGUCCGCAACCCGCGGAAAUCGACGACAAGUACGACGUGGUUGUUGACGCCCUCUUUGGGUUCUCAUUCAAACCCCCGGUUCGGGAGACAUUCCUCCCGAUCAUGAAUGCCUUGAAGGGCCUGAAAAAGGCGAGGAUCGCGGCAAUUGAUAUCCCGUCUGGUUGGGACGUGGAAAACGGGGAUCAGUCUGGCGAAGGCAUUGAUCCUGAUUGCUUGGUGUCGUUAACCGCGCCGAAAAUGUGUGCCAAAUUUUUCAAAGGGAGGUUUCACUUCUUGGGAGGGCGAUUUGUUCCUCCGGCGUUGGAGCUCAAGUAUGGGCUGAGUUUGCCGGCGUAUCCGAAAUUUGAUUGUGUCAUGAAGUUAGUGUGAGAUUUAUGUUCGGUUCGAGUGGUGCCGCGUUUUAGUGUGACAUCAUAUGUGAAAAGUGCUUCUGCGUGUUCCCCGUGAAUGUGCAAUCCACCCCCAAAGCCUUCAAUCUGCCUAAAUCACUACCAAAUAUAAUAAGAAAUAAGUCAAGUCAUCAAUUCGUGUGAAGUUGAGAUGAAAUUCUUUUAAUUGCAGUAAUCAUCGUAAAUCCGAAGUGUCUUGUAAACUUCAGAGAUUUAGAACACAAGCUUGGUUAGUUUUGGAUAAUUUUGCGCUUUCUCCCAUCUCAUUUACUUGCAGAGCCAAAUUCUUAGCCCAGUUUUGCUGUGUAAAGGUCACCGGGAGGCAGUUUUCUCUUCCUUCAUGAUUCCCGAAGCAUAGUUUGAUUAGCUCUCAACAAAUUUGCUUAAUUCGUAGUAAUAUUUUUGCUUAUUAAUGCCGCUAAAAUGUGUCAUUACGAUGAAAAUUGCAUUCCUCUUGAAAAAUUUCGAUAUCCGAUGUACCCACGAAACCUUCAUCUGCUUCUUUAAAUGGUACUCAUGGAAUCCGUUUGAAUUGGGAUAUUAUUUGUGUUUUGAUCUAUAUUAAAUCGCAAGUAUUCCGAAAUUCUUAGCAGAAGUCAAGCUCAGCAACCGAGAUUUGUUCAUACAGUAUUCUAAUGAUUUUUUGGCUUCACACUGCCUCUUUUUUUUUGUAGAGACAGAGGUUUUUUUUCGAUUCGUGUUUGAAAUUUCAGCACGAACAGGUCGAACUCCUGCAUAAUCUACGGUGUCAAUUUAAUGAACACUUAAUUUUAUUAAACCAAUGCAAAAGUGAGAAGAACUCAUAUUUCCAUCAAAAUCUUUCUUCGGACGAAAGAGAGAGUUCGAGCAUCACUUGAAUUUAUGAUUAAAUUUCCCAAGAGGAAAACUCCAAGGAUUUGAAGCUACGAAUUAAUAAAGGAUAUGAAGGUUUUGUGAUACAGUACUGUACUCAAAUGCGUGCGGAUACUUUUUUGCGUCUUGUACUUCGGUAAAUGUGAUAUUGGGGAAAGAUUUUUCCUGAUUCUCUUCAGCACUUCGGUGCGAAUCUUUCGGAGCCCUGGUUAUGUGAUGAAUAGUUGAGUGAUGUUACUUGCAAAUUUCAAAGUUGAAAAAAUGGCUCGAGUUGAAAAUUGGUAGAGGACAAUAAGCGGUGGUCAGGGGUUCUAUUGCUUUUAUGGCAGAUGAAACGUGCAAAAUUAUUGGUGGCGUUGGGUUGAUUCGCGACGCGAAGCGACGCAGAAGAGCCGACAUGUACGCGGUACUUGCUUUUGGACUCCUUUUGCAAUUCAGUGGACUGUUUUGGCUCGUCAACUCGUACUACUCUUAUUCAGAAGUGGAAGAUGGUGAUCCAAGCCUGGGCAUUCCAGCUUAUCGUUGGCUCUUUGCUGUCAUCAUGCCGGUGAUGUUGAGUUCCUAUGGCUACUACAAACGCAGCUUGAAUUUCACCGGAGCAUUCACUGCAUUAUUCGUUGGAUUUUUCAUCGGUCUGAGCAGUUUUUGUUUUUCCGCAAGCCUUAUUGCAUUUUUUAUCACGUCUUCGAGGGUGACCAAGUAUGGCGCAAAAAUUAAGCGAGGGAUCGAGGGAGAUUUCAAGGAAGGAGGCCAGAGAAACUGGUGCCAAGUGGUAAGCAAUGGCGCCAUGGCAGCGGAACUCGCCAUCUUGUACCUGAUCGACGUGGGCGUCGGGGAAAGACCGGUUGACUUCAUAGAAGAUUACAGGCCGUCUUACAUGGGCAUGGCCAUUCUAGGCGCCGUUGCGUGCGUCAACGGCGACACAUGGGCCUCGGAACUCGGCACGAUCGUGUCAACGACGUCGUGUCGCCUCGUCACCACUGGCCGCAUGGUGCCCCGUGGUACCAACGGUGGCGUGACUCUUGGCGGCCUCGUGUUCUCCCUGCUAGGCGGCCUUGUCGUCGGCUUUGCCUACUAUGUCGCCCUUAUCACGUGUCUGUCGCCGCGAGUUCUCGCCGCCUCUCCGCGUCAAUGGCCCAUUGUGCUCGUCGGCGGUCUUGGCGGCCUCACGGGCUCGCUCAUUGACUCGUUAUUGGGCGCUACUUUGCAGUUUUCGGGUGUGGACGAAACUAGUGGGAAGAUCGUGGAGAAGCCCGGUGAGAAGGUCAAGAGGAUCAGUGGGAUCCCUUUGCUGGACAACUGUUCUGUGAACCUCGUGUCGAGUGUCGUGAAUGCCUUUCUGGUGGCUGAGAUUUGCAAGUACGGCUGGUCCUGAAUGACGGGAAGAGAGCAGCACAAUAUUUCGUUUUUUAAUUAUUCGAAAGCUUUUUUUUUAAAUCUCUGAAUUGGUGUCGGCCGUGUUGAAUGCAUUUGUUUGCGAGCUUCGAGAGUGUAGAAUUUUUACUGACCCCAAAAAACUUCUGAACCAAUUUUGAAGGCUUUUUCUACCGUAGUUACUGAGGAAACAGUGCGAAUCGCCAAUUUCAAGUUGCUCUUUCUUAUUUAAAACUGAACUGUCUCGAACGGAUGUCAGGGUUGUUGAAGAAUUUCAGAAACUUAUCAUCUUGCGCUGUUGUCGGUCGUGUUGAAGGUACUUCGUUUGUGAAAAAAAAUCUUCGAGACGAUCGUUUCAGGAAUGAAUUUUCGUCAAAUAUCUCAAGAGCUUCGGGAAAAGAUUUCUACUGUAUUUAUCGGGAGAAACGACAGGACUCGCUAAAAAUAUGAAUUAUCGUUUUGUGCUGUGGAAAUAUCGUAAACUAACUUCAUUUACCUUUGAAAGUCUGCGAAGCUUUGGAAGUCGUCUUCCUCUCAAGAAUUUUUUACGAUUAUCUCCGGGGACAGAAAUGGCGACAUGGUCGAAGUUUAAGUUCCGGGGUUGGCCGAAAUUUUACACGGGCUGUUCUUGUUUCGUAGACUAAAUUGCUGUACUUGGAUAUCGGAAGAAGUUAAGAUCUUAAUCCGAAAAAUGUAGUCAACUUGAUAGAAUAGGCAGGAACUUCAAUGCAAACGAACAUUUCAUUUUAUAUCACGGCUAGCGUCGCAAUUUUGGUAAAAUAUUUUAAGACAUUGAAUUCGAACAAAAAAUGGCAUUCUAAGCAUGAUGCAUUCCUCGCACUGAAGAAGAAACGGGGGACAUUCUGCAAUGCAUUUAAAAAAAUCUUUCAAUACUGUAUAAUUUUUCUGUGUAAGCCAAUUUUUUUUAAACUUCAGUUGCACUUUUUUCAUUGUGAUCAUUCAUCAGAAAUUGUAAAUCGAAUCACGAUUCGUUCGCCGGGAAUAUUCAAAUUUAUCGCGAAGUGCUUGAACCAGAAGACGUGUGGUGGAUUUAUUUUUACGCAUUCAGCUAUUUUCAGUGUCGGGUGGUUUUGAUGCAAUGUCGAUGCACCGUGAUUCGUGUUCGACGUCAGUUCCGCCGACAUUCGAUGGAUUAUAUUUCGGCGAAAGAAGGCGCAGAAAUCAGUGAUGAUCAAGUGUU